AUGCAUACUACAACAGUGGGUGAAUAUUUAAUUGAGUUCUGUAAUUAAUAUUCUUAAAUUAGAACAUCUAUUUGGAAUUAUAUUGCUGAAAUUUAAUAAAAUAUAUAUAGGCAUGGAAUAAUAAAGGUUAAUUAUAUAUUUAAUCAUAGGUGUUGA
Messenger RNA from Paramecium sonneborni, 156 nucleotides. Lineage: Eukaryota; Ciliophora; Oligohymenophorea; Peniculida; Parameciidae. The record is from the annotation of a GenBank genome assembly.